UUGUAUUCCUUUGUAAACCAAAUGGGGAUUAAUGUUCUUUCUUCUGAGUCUGUAAGCUUUUGUUGACGGGCUUUUGGGCAGAUCGGCGCGAGGGGGUCGAGAGAGAGGACGCAAUGCUGUAAGCUGGGCGAGGAACGGACCCCAAGCGGGGGUCCGAGGCCCGGAGGUACUCCGAGGAGGGGGGGGGAUGAAGCUAGAAGUGCUUGGUUGACCACUUUGGAGGGUCCUGAGCUGCAAGUCGAGGAGUUCGGAGGGGAUCGAAUGGUGGCCAGAAGACUUCAGUAAUUGAGCUCCAACGGUUGUGCACCAAGUGGUUUGGACUUUGAUAAGUUUGGCGCCUUUUCUUUAUUUUUUCUCUUCAUAUAUACUGUAUCGUUAUUAAUCACUUAGUUAUAGUAACCUUUAUAAAUUGUACUCAUUUAAUCGCUAAUGGUGUACUGUCUGUUUUUGGGCGAGGCGGGGACAUCACACAGCAUCCACACCAGCUGAUUACCCAGUUUGGCGGGGCCGAAGGCUGCUUCCCCUAGACGAGAAUGAGCUGAGCGAGCCUGAGGCGACCCAGGGGUACAUUGUGAGGUGCUCGUCGGGGAUUGAUUUCUGUGGCAGCGUGUGUAUGGAUUAUAUUGCACUGAAGAGGCGCACUGUCAGUGACCAGAAUAUGGCCCUGAGGGCCGAAGAGGCGAUGGCCUAUCUGAGUGGUGCGAUGUGGUUUAAGGUGCUGGAUCUGAGGAGUGGAUGUUGCCAGAUCCCGAUGAGUGGGGCCGAUAAGGAGAAGACGGCCGUUAUAAAUUCCCUAGGAGUCUUCGGGUCCGAAAAGAUGCCACAGGGCAUAUCUGGAGCCCUUGCAACCUUCCUGCGGGGCAGGUGGAAGACCAUAGGGGAUGUGGAGGCGUUUGGAGUUUUGGUGUAUGUGGAUGAUCUCUUGGUAUUUGGAUUUGCCUCAGGAGAAUAUGAAGUGAGGUCGUUGCAGGAGCAGUUGAGAACUACAGAGUUAAAGUGUUUUCUGGACUCGUGCCAGGGCUGGCGAAGGUCGCAGCUCGUGAGUGACUGUCUCUACAGAAUCAAGUUUGAAAUGAAGACGGAGAGACUGGAGAAAGUGAUCUGGAACCAUUCGGAAGACUUACAAGUUGGAGAGAAUGAAGAAAGUUGUCUGACUGGGGGCAAUAGCAAUCUGAGAACCUGGAGAGGGGAGUUUGUGGAGGUGAAGAAAUUACAGACAAAUCUCAGAAGAGGGAAGCGGAAGCUUGAAGGGAACCUGAAGAUGACCAUCGACAGCUCAAAUGAAGUGCAGAACCUGAAAGUUGAUCUGGAAGAAGUCAUGAGGAAGAAAAAGCUGGAGAGAAGUGCAGUGAAUACUGAACAGGAGGCUGAAGAGACUGCAGGAGCAGUGCAGGCCAUGUGUUUCCGUUUGGAGAAGAUCAAACAGCAGCUACCGAUCGCAGAAAUGAGGAAGAAUACAGAUUCGAUGGAUGAUGUGCUGGAUGUGUGAUCGGCGCGAGGGGGUCGAGAGAGAGGACGCAAUGCUGUAAGCUGGGCGAGGAACGGACCCCAAGCGGGGGUCCGAGGCCCGGAGGUACUCCGAGGAGGGGGGGGGAUGAAGCUAGAAGUGCUUGGUUGACCACUUUGGAGGGUCCUGAGCUGCAAGUCGAGGAGUUCGGAGGGGAUCGAAUGGUGGCCAGAAGACUUCAGUAAUUGAGCUCCAACGGUUGUGCACCAAGUGGUUUGGACUUUGAUAAGUUUGGCGCCUUUUCUUUAUUUUUUCUCUUCAUAUAUACUGUAUCGUUAUUAAUCACUUAGUUAUAGUAACCUUUAUAAAUUGUACUCAUUUAAUCGCUUAUGGUGUACUGUCUGUUUUUGGGCGAGGCGGGGACAUAUCACAGCAUCCACACCAGCUGAUUACCCAGUUUGGCGGGGCCGAAGGCUGCUCCCCCAGACGAGAACGAGCUGAGCGAGCCUGAGGUGACCCGGGGGUUACAAAAUGUUCCCCCAAUGUAAGCUAAAAUGGUUUCCAUCUUGUGGAGGCAUAUCUGGGCAUAUCCUUAGGCAGUGUGGAUGGUGGAUGGCAGAACAGGUUUUAAAUAGGUGAUAAAUUUCUUUGAAGGAUUUUUGAGAUAGAUUUUUCCCAGAAUAACUGAUUUCAAGAUUAAGACAGACAUUUUUGUUAGGCUGCAAAUAAAACAGAUCUUCAAUAACAGGCAAUUCCAAAGAACUUCUAGUAGGACCAGAGGUAGGCAUUCAAGAUUGUAGUUGAAAAAUUUCUUGGCAACUACAG
Messenger RNA from Hypanus sabinus (Atlantic stingray), 2272 nucleotides. RefSeq lists its product as uncharacterized. Bases 614 to 1489 code for a protein of 291 amino acids. The record is from RefSeq and is a predicted model, not a curated record. The transcript is spliced from 2 exons. Lineage: Eukaryota; Metazoa; Chordata; Chondrichthyes; Myliobatiformes; Dasyatidae.